AUGGAGGAGCUUACAGCAUGUGGGGAGGAGGAAGAGGAGGAGGUGCUCAUAAAGAAGACCGGUGCAACGUCUGUCAUAUGGACCUGGUUUGGGUUUAAGAAGUCUGAUGUGGAAAAAUAUAAUCUGCAAAGCCGGGCGACAAUAAUAGCAAAGAGAGGGAAUACAACCAAUUUGUUUCAUCACCUCAAAAUGAAGCACUUUUUGGAAUACCAAGAUAGCCAAAAACUGCGCCCUCCUCCACAAACGGCCAGUCAGUCUAGUGGAAAGAAAAAAGGUGGCCCUGCCCACCAGCAGACCGAUAUUGUGAAAGCAUUUUCUAAAGGCACUCCGUAUGACAAAAAAAAUCGGCGGUGGAUUGAUAUUACAAAUGCCAUUACCCUAUACCUGUGUAAGGACAUGGUGCCGUUUCUUACAGUGGAGAAACGCGGCUUUCAGAACAUGAUUAAGACACUCGAUCCACGUUACGAGGUACCUAGCCGCAAAUACUUUAGCCAAACUGGAAUGCCCAAACUGUAUGACAAAGUCCGUGAGCAAGUAAAGAACGAACUCCGGAGCAUAAAAUACUAUGCAACUACUACGGACUUGUGGUCAAGUCACACAAUGGAGCCUUACAUUAGUCUCACAAUCCACUUCAUCAAUGAAGAGUGGAAGUUGUGCAGCAGAUGCCUACAGACAUCUUAUUUUCCCGAGGAUCAUACGGGUGAACUGAUAUCUCAGGGAUUGAAGGAAGCGCUCGAGUCAUGGGGACUUAAAGAAGAGUUACAAGUCUGCAUAACCACCGACAAUGGCGCAAAUAUUGUGAAAGCAGUGGAAAUUAACGGCUGGACAAGACUGCAGUGCUUUGGUCACAGGCUCCACCUUGCCAUCGAGAGAACUGUGAAAGACGCCCGUGUUGAACAUGCCAUUGGCAAAUGCAAGAAAAUAGUGAGUGCCUUUUCUUACGCUUGGAAAAGGAAGAGAGAAAUGGCUAAUGCCCAGGCUGAGCUAAACCUGCCUCCUCACCGCCUCAUCACUGAAACACCAACAAGAUGGGGGUCUCGACAGCAGAUGAUUCAGCGGCUGCUCGAACAAGAGAAGGCCAUAUCACAGGUCCUGAAAGCAGACCGGAAAACCAGGCACCUGGUACCAACUUGGCAGGACAUUGAUGUGUUAGAAUCUAUGAACAAGACCCUCAGUCCCCUGUUGGAGUUUACAGAUGCUCUGUCUGGAGAAGAGUAUGUGAGUGUGUCGACUGUCAAACCUGUGCUCCACCUUCUAAACACCACAGUUCUUCCUCUAGCUGAUGACGACAUUGACACAGAACUGACGAAGGACAUGAAGACAGCCAUCCUCAAGUAUUUAAAUGAGAAGUACUCGGACGUUGCAACUGAUGACCUCCUGGAUAUGGCCUCCUUGGUCGACCCACGCUUCAGAUCAUCAUAUAUAGCAGAUGACCAAAGGCAGCAGCAGAAAUUCAGGCACUGCUAG
Messenger RNA from Bufo bufo (common toad), 1467 nucleotides. Its product is annotated as E3 SUMO-protein ligase ZBED1-like. Lineage: Eukaryota; Metazoa; Chordata; Amphibia; Anura; Bufonidae. The transcript has 2 exons. The record is from RefSeq and is a predicted model, not a curated record. Bases 1 to 1467 code for a protein of 488 amino acids.